Messenger RNA from Clarias gariepinus (North African catfish), 1075 nucleotides. RefSeq names its product gamma-glutamylcyclotransferase b (gene ggctb). Gene Ontology annotation, molecular function: gamma-glutamylcyclotransferase activity. NCBI's taxonomy places the organism in Eukaryota, Metazoa, Chordata, Actinopteri, Siluriformes, Clariidae. The transcript is spliced from 5 exons. Bases 84 to 707 code for a protein of 207 amino acids. The record is from RefSeq and is a predicted model, not a curated record.
GGAGUUGAGGAGGGGGGUACAAAUGAGUGUGCAGAACCAGCAGCAGAAACAGACUCGCUGACCCUCAGUUCACAGCUGAAACGAUGUCGUUUAUAUUUACAUCAUAUAUCGUUUUAAUGCCAGCGGUGCUCAGUAUGGUCUUCGCAGCUGGUACAUCCACAGGCGCAAAGACAAAACCUAAGACGUUUUCAUACUUUGCGUACGGCAGCAACCUGCUGAAGGAGAGACUGGAACUGAGAAACCCUUCAGCCACAAUGCAGAGUGUAGCAAAGCUUCAGGAUUACAAGUUGGUGUUUGGAAAUCAUAACGGUGUGGUCAGUAAACGUUGGCGAGGAGGCGUGGCUUCAAUUGAGCCAAGUAAAGGAGACACUGUGUGGGGCGUGGUGUGGAGAAUUAACACUGCACAUCUCACCAGCUUGGACAGACAAGAGGGUGUGAAAUCAGGUGUGUAUUCCCCUGUGUAUGUCGAAGUGCUGAGUCAGGGUCAAACACUCACCUGUCGCAGCUACAUCAUGAGCAGCAGAGUUGAGGCACCACCGUCUCCACAAUACCUGAAGGUGAUAGCGAUGGGAGCUGAGCAGAACGACUUACCCAAAUCUUAUCAGGACCAACUGAAGUCUAUCAAAACCAACAACUAUGACGGACCACUUCCUGUCAUGGACGAGGUGUACACUGCGAGAAGAAACUCCAAGAAAGAGUCAGCCUAAGGCUUUAAAUCAUAAAGAUAUGACCAUAAAAACAGGAACUGUACUGUGCAAAUUUUUUUUAUUAUUUUUGUGUAAUAUAGAUAAAUUAGGCAUGAACUAGUAAAAUGUUCUUAUAUUGCUUAAAUUAAAUAUAUUGUGGCGUAGGCGGGUCGGCAGCUGACGACCAUCAUGCAUUGCGGGGGGUUUGCAAUGUGUUCACCCUGUUGGGGAAGGUUGUUUGGGGUGUGGAGUGUGUGUGAUCUGUUGAAUGUGCUCUGGUUUAUGCUAAGGCUAAAUUGGAUGUGGUUCUUGUGUGAAUGUACUGCUCAUGCUAUACAAGUGCUGUGUAAAAUAAAGUACUCCCAGUCAUUGCAUUGGGCAGCAAUUAA